This is a messenger RNA of Parascedosporium putredinis, 519 nucleotides long. Lineage: Eukaryota; Fungi; Ascomycota; Sordariomycetes; Microascales; Microascaceae. The record is from the annotation of a GenBank genome assembly.
AUGCCUGCGCCCCAGAACCCAGUGUUGGGUUCUUCCAGCAACGGCCCCCUCAAGGCGUUAACCCAAAAGCAGAAGCGCAGACAGAAAAAUGCCGCCAAGGCAGCGGCAGCGGCAGCGGCGGUAGCUCCGACCUUGGUGGCUAACGGCCACAGCCCACCUCCCACUCCCUCGGACCCUCGGGAACCUCUGGCCGCAGCUGCCUCAACACCCUCUGCCUUGGACACGGAUGAGGUGCCGACCUCCUGUCCCGCGCAGUCUCUCCCUUCUGGCUCGCAAACCCGUAUCCCCCUUCAAAAUGGCGUACAUGAACCGUUCGAUAUCUCAGCGGCGCAAUCUCAAGCCAAGGGAAAGAAGACUAAGCGAAGCAAGCGAAAGAAGAAAGCCAUGACCGAUGGGGAGAUCUCGCCCACGAGGUCUCGCCCCGUUACAAGACUUCCCGAUCUCGAGACGACGAGCGGUUUUGGAACACCAAUACGAAUGAAGAACGCGAGCGUAUCAAGAACUUCUGGAUUAAUCUGA